AUGGCCGAAAGAAUUAAAAUUUUGACUCAAAAACGAAGUUCGUUAAAAACUCAAAUCACUACUCUAUCUAAUGCUCUCGACCGAGGUAAGCUCGAUAAUGCGACAUUAAAAUUACGAAUUGCUCGCGUAACGGAAUUAUACCAUAAAUUUGAAGAAAAUAACGAUGAACUUAUGGUAUUAGACCCUGACGAUGGGCAUAUGGCGGAAUUGUUUAAUACACAAGAGCGCUUUUAUGAUCUUGCUGGUCGGAUAGAAAGAAUCGUCAACGUGGCCGGCACCGCAGGCACGAAUAGCAACGCGUCGAGUGAAGAGGUUCGCGAUGAUAAUUCUGUCAACGGAACAGGUAAUACGCGCCGUCGGAUAAAGUUGCCACAGGCAUCGUUGCCUAUAUUCGACGGCAAAUACGAAAACUGGCUUUCUUUUAAGAAUGCUUUUAAUAAUAUGGUAGGCUCGCAGUCGGAUUUGUCUGAUAUGGACAAACUGCAUUAUUUGCAAUCAGCACUGAAGGGCGAUGCCGCAAGUAAGAUAAAGAUUCUUGCGGUGGAAGGAAUUAAUUACUCGAGCGCGUGGAAAUUAUUAGAAAGAUCGUACGAGGUCAAACGAAUUUUGAUAUCGCGGCAUCUUGCGUCCAUUAUUAAUUCGCCUGUAUUAGAUAAGGAAACUACGAGCGGCUUGACGAAACUGGCUGAUGAUGCGCAGCAGCAUAUCGCAUCGUUAAAUUCUCUGGGGAUCACGGUCGGUGAAGAGAUGGUGGUGCACAUUUUAGAAAGUAAAUUGCCGAAGAGUGCGCUCGAAAAAUGGGAAACGACGUUGGAUAGGGACGAAUUUCCAAAACUCGAAAAAAUGUUUGAGUUCCUUUAUAAGAUCGCGGUCUGCGCGUCGAGACGCGAGAAAUCAAAGGCAUCGGAAUCAGACAAACUUAAGGGCGAACCCCCGUUUAAGAAACGACGAGAAGACUCGUCCAAUCGAGCUUUCAUAUCAAAUUUUUUACAAAAAACGCGGCUUGGAUGGGUGAUUGUGGGAAGCGCAUUAGCGCAAACUCAAUGUAAUACCGCGACGUGUCAAUUGACGAGUUUAGAAAAACAAUUAUUGAAAUUUUGGGAAAUUGAAGAGGUUGCCACCGAUAAGCCAAAGUCAGAGGAAGAAAUAGAAUGUGAAAGGCAUUUCGUGAACAAUGUGUUUCGCAACAAGAAGGGACGUUAUACGGUUCGCCUACCGUUUCGCAAGAACGCCGGGACUUUGGGGGAAUCUAGAACAAUGGCAAUUAGACGCCUAUCAUCAUUAGAACGCAAAUUUGACGCCGAUGAAAUAUUGAAAAACGAAUAUAUACGAGUGAUAGAAGAACAUUUAAGAUUAGGGCACAUGGCAGUAGUAAGGGAUUCUGAAAAUGACGGAUAUUACAUGCCGCAUCACGCGGUCAUUAAAGAAACAAGCAAUACUAAGGUGGUGCGCGUGGUAUUCGACGCCUCCGCGAAGACGAGCAACGGCAUAUCGUUGAACGAAGCGUUGAUGGUAGGGCCUACAAUUCAAAACAAACUGUUCACUCAUUUAAUGCGGUUUCGAACAUACAAUUACGUUAUAACAGCAGACGUUGAAAAAAUGUACUGUCAGGUGUUGCUUCACGAAGAUGAUCGUUGGUUUCAACGAAUACUUUGGCGAGUCGGCAAAAGAGUCGAAACACUUCAAUUCAAUACACUCACGUUUGGCGUGGCGUCGUCACCGUUUCUAGCAAUUCGCGUGAUUCAAAAACUUGCGGACGACGAAAGUCAUAUGUAUCCCCGGGCGGCAAAAAUUAUCAAGGCACAUUUAUAUGUGGAUGAUUUAUUAACCGGGGCCGCAACCGUCGAAGAAACUCGAGUCAUUAGAAAUGAGAUAAUUGCUCUGUUAGCUCGCGGAGGGUUUAAUAUUAGACAAUGGGCGUCAAAUGAUGAGCGAAUCGUUAAUGAUCUGCCGGAAGAAGCGUUGCAUGCCAAUUUCGUAAUGAACCUAGAUCGUUCUUUGAAGACGUUAGGAGUUACGUGGAACGCGCGCGAUGAUAAGAUACAAUAUUUUGUUCAUCCCAUAAAAAACACGGAAAAAAUAACGAAGCGAAGCAUUUUGGCGGAGAUCGCAAAAAUUUUCGACCCAUUAGGAUUGCUGGGCCCCAUUGUUUUACAUGCUAAAAGAAUGAUGCAGGACGUUUGGCGAUGCGAACUACAUUGGGACGAAUCCGUACCUCAAAGCAUUAACUCCGAGUGGUUAGAAUUCACGCGGCAGCUGAAAUCGAUGGGACAGAUUUCCUUUGAUCGCAAAUUAUUAGUGGAAGACUGUCGCGAUAUUCAGUAUCACGGUUUUUGCGACGCUAGCAAUGUCGGCUACGGAGCGUGUCUUUAUGUGCGGUCAACGGACAAAUUCGGGAAGACGAUAAUCCGACUCGCAUGCGCCAAGUCGCGAAUCGCGCCGUUAAAAACAGUGACGAUACCGCGACUUGAACUUUGCGGCGCGUUGUUGCUAGCGCGAUUAUAUCGCGAAGCAGAUGCUGCAAUGAGUAUCGAGCCCAACAAAGUAGUCUUUUGGUGUGAUUCAACCAUAGUUCUACAUUGGUUAAGAACUGCACCGCAUUUGCUAAAAACAUAUGUGGCAAAUCGCGUAGUCGAAAUUCAAGAAAGUGUUGAAUCUAAUGUAUGGCGUCACGUAGGAUCGGCCGAUAAUCCAGCCGAUGCGAUAUCGAGAGGUCAGCUACCUCGCACAUUUUUACAGAAUCAAAUAUGGUUCCAAGGACCAUCGUGGUUACGUAAGGAGGAAACAGAAUGGCCAAACGAAAUCAUGCAAAUAGAUACGGUGCCGGAACUGAAAAGAAACACAUGCUUGUUAGUAACAUCCAAAGAAUUCGGCAUGCUUGAUAGAUACUCGUCUUAUUCUAAAUUAUUGAGAGUCAUGGCCUAUUGUUUACGAUGGCGAUCGUCUAACAAGCGUACCGGAUUGCUAAACGCGAGAGAGAUAGACACAGCGGAAAUUAGAGUAUUAAAAUUAUUGCAAGCUACUCAAUUUACUCAUGAAAUACGAAAACUUCAACAAAGAGAGGAAUUAAAAAAUAAGAGUAAGAUCGUUAAUUUGAGUCCAUUUCUUGAUAAAAACGGUUUGAUAAAGGUAGGAGGUUGUCUGCGAAAAUCUUUGUUAACAUUCGCGCAAAAACACCCGAUUUUACUAUCAAGUCGGCAUCCUCUAACUGAUCGUAUAAUCAAAGAAAUACACGAGAUGCAUCAUCAUACAAGUAUUCAGAAUACUUUAUACAUAUUACGGCAGAGAUUUUGGAUAACUGAUGGCCGGAAUCAGGCGGUGCAUCUUGAGCUUGUAAGCGAUUUAUCGACAGAUGGAUUUCUAGCGGCAUUACGUCGAUUCGUCGCAAGACGAGGGUUACCGGACCACAUUUAUUCAGACAAUGGAACCAAUUUCGUCGGGGCAAAUAAUCAGCUUAAAGAAAUGUAUGCUCUAUUCAAUUCCGAACAACAUAAAGAUAAAAUAAAUCAUUUUUCUAGCGAGCGUAGAAUCGACUGGCACUUCAUACCGCCGUUUGCCCCCCAUUUUGGCGGGUUGUGGGAAGCCACUGUCAAGUUGUUUAAGCAUCAUUUCAAACGCGUCGUAGGAGAUUCACUCUUCACGUUUGAAGAACUAGCUACGUUUGUUACUGAGGUCGAGAGCAUCUUAAAUUCGAGGCCAAUUAUUUCUCUUACGUCGGAUCCGAAUGACUCGCUCGCGCUAUCGCCGGCCCAUUAUCUUAUCGGCAAACCACUAACAACCCUUCCGGAGGGCGACAUCACUUGUGUUCCAGCCAACAGACUAUCAAGCUGGCAACAUAUCGUUAAAGUCCGUCAAGAUUUCUGGACACGAUGGAACUUGGAGUAUCUCAACGAGCUACAGAUGCGUAGCAAAUGGGCCAAGGACGGAAUGAGUCUGGAAGUCGGAACGGUUGUUCUGAUAAAGUCUAAAGGCAUACCCUGUUCACAAUGGGCUCUAGGCAAAAUAUUGGAACUGCAUCCAGGCGAAGACGGUGUGUCUCGAGUGGCUACGAUUAAGACAGCAACCGGAAUAAUAAAGAGGGCCACAAGGCUCCUCUGUAAGCUACCAACGGAAUAA
Linepithema humile (Argentine ant) is the source of this 4116-nucleotide messenger RNA. The record is from RefSeq and is a predicted model, not a curated record. Lineage: Eukaryota; Metazoa; Arthropoda; Insecta; Hymenoptera; Formicidae.